AUGGGAAAAGCAAAGAAGACGCGGAAGUUUGCGGAGGUCAAGAGGAUGAUGAGCCUGAAGGACGUGAAACCGCCUCCUAUGAAGAAGACAAAGCCAGAGGAUGAGGUUCGACACAUAGAUAAAACGCCAUCAGCUCUGUUCUUCAGGUACAAUACGCAGCUCGGACCGCCCUACCAGGUCCUCAUAGAUACGAAUUUCAUCAAUUUCUCAAUUCGUAACAAGAUUGACCUGGUCAAGGGCAUGAUGGACUGUUUGUAUGCGGAGUGCACCCCAUGCAUUUGCGACUGCGUCAUGGCGGAACUGGAGAAACUGGGGCAGAAGUACCGCGUGGCGCUCAAGAUUGCCAAGAUUCCUGGAGUGCCAAUCAUGUACAUACAGUCCCAUCGCUACUCGAUUGAGCGGCUGCCGGAGGCAACGAUGGGUGGUGCGCCUCGCACCUAG
Auxenochlorella protothecoides is the source of this 441-nucleotide messenger RNA. Its product is annotated as RRNA-processing protein FCF1-like protein. Gene Ontology annotation, cellular component: nucleolus; small-subunit processome. The record is from RefSeq and is a predicted model, not a curated record. Lineage: Eukaryota; Viridiplantae; Chlorophyta; Trebouxiophyceae; Chlorellales; Chlorellaceae. The coding region runs from base 1 to 441 and encodes 146 amino acids. The transcript has 5 exons.